AUGUACAUCAAUUUGUUUGAGCCAGUUUGUGGAGCUGAUGAUCUGACUUACUUCUCUCCUUGUCGAGCUGGAUGUUUGAGAACAUUGGGAAGUGAUGGAGUGAGUUGUUAUGAUAAAAUUAAAUCAUUGAAAGUAAUGGUUGUGUCUGAUGAACAACGCCACUUAGCAUUGGGUGUCCAAGCAUUUAUUUACAGAACCUUUGGAUCUAUACCUGGCCGUGUUCUGUUUGGAGUAAUGUUUGAUGUUUCAUGCAUUACUUUUAACUAUGAAUGUGGUAUCCGUGGUAACUGCUGGAUUUAUGAUAACAAUAAACUAGGUCUUUAUAUAUUUUCACUUGCUUUUCCUUGUGUUACCAUGGCAGCUGAGGAAGAAAGGGUUAACUCUAUAACUGAAACGACUAAAGAAGAUCUAGACAAUAUUCCAGAAGUUCCCGCCUGA
This is a messenger RNA of Gigantopelta aegis, 438 nucleotides long. RefSeq names its product solute carrier organic anion transporter family member 4C1-like. The record is from RefSeq and is a predicted model, not a curated record. Bases 1 to 438 code for a protein of 145 amino acids. Gene Ontology annotation, molecular function: protein binding. Gene Ontology annotation, biological process: transmembrane transport. The transcript is spliced from 3 exons. Lineage: Eukaryota; Metazoa; Mollusca; Gastropoda; Neomphalida; Peltospiridae. Gene Ontology annotation, cellular component: membrane.